GGGCAGCGUCUGACUGUGGGCUAAGCCUGUGUGCCUGUAAUCAGAAGGUCACCAGUUCAAACCCAGCCUCAGCAUGUCUGUGGGUCCUUGAGCAAGGCCCUUAACCCCCAGCUCCCUGGGCGCCCCAACAAGUGGCUGGCCUUUGCAGACAGCUUACCCUACAAAGAGCAAGUUGAGAACUUUCCUGGCCUCCCUCCCUGCCCACCACCCAACCACCCCCCAAAGCCAGCGAACAAACAAGAACAGCUGCGGGCUGGGGAAUGCCACGCGGUCUGGGCACCGGCGCUUCGAGGUGCGAUGAUGGAAUCAGCAGCCCUCGCACCAGCUGAAGAGUUGGGCAAAAUGGACACCACGAAACUGGAGCCCCUCCCGGGACAGAGUCGCCCUGGGGGGCUUGCCCCAUACAGCCUGACUUUUCGUGAAGAGGGGGGUCACCUAAUGCACUCCUACAUGACACCGGGGAGUAAGGAGUCUUGGCAGGAGAAGAGGCUUGUCCAAACUAUGAACCUGCGCUCUGUCUUUACGGCCGAGCAGCAGCGAAUCCUGGAACGCUACUAUGAUAAUGGGAUGACCAAUCAGAGCAAGAGCUGCUUCCAGCUCAUCCUGCAGUGUGCCCAGGAAACAAAGCUGGACUUCAGCGUGGUCAGGACGUGGGUUGGGAACAAAAGGAGGAAGCUGGCGUCCAAGGUGGACCAGAAUGGAGGUGUGGCCAGUCAUGGGACGGUGGGGAGCUGUGGCGGUGGGGUGUCAGCGGCGUCGGGGGCCCUGCUGACCCCGGAGAUGGCGGGUCCUCACGGCGCCCAGCGAGGGACGCAUCUCCUGAUGACAGCGGCGCCGUCUCCGGCCACCACUUCGUCCUCCUCACCCUCCUCUUGCUCAUCACACGGCAGUGGCAUGGGAAACGGCAACGGCGGCAACAACGAUGUGAUUGUGACAGGGAUCUACUCGCUGGCCCGCCCCCCAGGCUUGAGCCGCACGGAACCCUCGCCCCAGGCCAAGGUGGACCCCCCCACACCGGCUCACACCCGCCCUCCCCAGCAGAUUGACGGCGCGUCGCUCCACGCGAGGCCGUCGACUCUCCCUCGCAGGGCGCCCCAGCCCAGCGGCGCCGGCGGCCCAUCGAUCCAGGUCCGGAAGCCAUUGCCUGCAGGCGACGGUGUGGGCGUGCAUCGUACCUGGGCCAGGCAGUACACCCCCCCCCAACCCUGGCCCUUCCUCUCUCACCCUCAGCCCGCAGGCUCGUCGUCGACCCCAUCACCGCACGCCCAGCCCUGCACGCCGGACUCAGGUGUCAGAGUGCAGCAGGUCUUCUCCCUGGCCACUCUCAGUGAAGGACACCACAGGGGGGCGCCAGAGAGUGGGCCGCUCAAGGCGCCGUCAAAAACGCGCCCCCCUGACUGCUCGGGCUGCUUUUCCAUUGCCAUGGAGACGGCGGAUGCUGACGACGAGUACGCCCGUGAGGAGGAACUGGCCAGCAUGGGGGCACAGUUGCAGACAUGUCCGGCAGUGGGAGGCAGCAGCGGCACUGGGAACUAUGGGCCCACAGCAUAUCCGCGAAUGGACAGCCCCGGCACGCCACCUACUGGGAGGAAUCCAGCCGCUGUCAAGCCGCUUGGUUCUGAACUUUUUGGGGCGAAAGGUUACCAGAGCCAGCCUAUGUCAUCUCACUGUCCCCCAAGACUGAGCUUCUUCCUUGGCAGCACAGGCGCUAGAGGCAGCUACCCUGUUGGGAUUCACCAGCAGGGGUCGCCAAAGAGCGUGUCCAACCUCCAGGUGUCGGGUAACUUGUCUGCUCCCUGGAUUACCAGCAACUCUCGCAAACGGACACUGCAGGACAGGACACAGUUCAGUGACAGGGAUGUGCACACUCUGAAGAGGUACUGGGACAAUGGUAUGACCAGCCUGGGCUCGGUGUGUCGCGAGAAGAUCUCUGCAGCGGCCGCGGAACUCAGCGUCGACAGUGAGAUCAUCAAGACAUGGAUUGGAAAUCGACGUAGGAAGUAUCGCCUGAUGGGUAUUGAGAUCCCGACCCCCACGAGCGGCCCCGCUGUUUUCACGAAGCAGUCGAGCAUGGAGUCACCCCGCUCCAUGACCCCCGAGGAUGACGAUGUGAGCGUCCCCGAGCCAGGGGAGGACAGCGAGAGGAACGACGUGGUCUCCAUCUGUCUGUCUGAGGAUGGUGCAAGUGACAUUCUCCAAAGAGAAGAUGACGACAUGGAUGGGGAGGGCACCUCCGCCCUGGCCGACAACGUGAAAAUCGAAAUAAUCGAUGACGAGGAUGAGGAGGAAGAUAACGACGAUGAAGUGAUCGGUCCAGACGUGGAGCUGGUGCAGAACCAGCUGGAAUUCAAGCAAGAAGAGGUCCGGUAUCUCGAAAGCGAGCUAGAGAACCAAAAACAGAAGUAUUACAAGCUACAGAUGUUCACGAAGAACCUGCUGAGCGCCGUGAAGAACAUGGACCAGGAGAAACAGCAGGAGCUGCUGGCCAGUCUACCUCAAGAAGUGGAAGAAGACUGGGAGCUGGGCUCAGAGCCUUGUGCUGAUUCCGUCGCCGCCUCCGUCUCCAACAGCAACUCCUCUGUAUCAGAGGCAGUACCGCUGCUAGCUGAAGUGGCCCUCUAGGCGAGCAUCACUGCCAGCGCCCCGCGUCUGUGGCAAAGUGAAAUCGGCUGGCAUACCGGCACCCCCUCAAGUGGGCGCCCUCGGCAGCCGCCUAUGUCGACUGUAGGAUUAACCAGCCCUGGUGAGAGGAGACAAGUGGUGCCGGGUUCCUGUGAGGCCAGCCCUCCCCAUGGCGCCUUCAGAAAAAUCUCGCCGGUUACAGCCCUGAAAGCCUUUUUCUACUGCCUGUCUGUCCGCCUUGUUCGAGGGAUCGGCCUGAGAAUAAUAAACACCACUGACUUGAA
This is a messenger RNA of Brienomyrus brachyistius, 2906 nucleotides long. It is a transcript of the gene hdx, whose product is annotated as highly divergent homeobox. The transcript is spliced from 11 exons. Lineage: Eukaryota; Metazoa; Chordata; Actinopteri; Osteoglossiformes; Mormyridae. The record is from RefSeq and is a predicted model, not a curated record. Bases 298 to 2622 code for a protein of 774 amino acids. Gene Ontology annotation, biological process: regulation of transcription by RNA polymerase II. Gene Ontology annotation, molecular function: RNA polymerase II cis-regulatory region sequence-specific DNA binding; DNA-binding transcription factor activity, RNA polymerase II-specific.